Styela clava is the source of this 1731-nucleotide messenger RNA. RefSeq lists its product as uncharacterized. The record is from RefSeq and is a predicted model, not a curated record. NCBI's taxonomy places the organism in Eukaryota, Metazoa, Chordata, Ascidiacea, Stolidobranchia, Styelidae.
UAUGUAACCUGUAAAAACUACAAACUGAACUUUUUACAGCUCUCACUCCAAAAUGAGGGCGUAGAGAGAGAACAGAUUUGACAUAAUUCGCCAUGACUUUUCCUUCUGUGAUCACGAACCAAUCUUUUUCUGAAACGGUACGAAUCGUCUAAGAUUGUACCACCAGCGCAUUCAUGUGGUGUUUCCUCACAAACAAUUUCAUCCAUCAAGUGUGUGGGUACUGGCAAAAAUAGUCCAUUCUGCCCCAUGUCCGUAAUCAUAUUUAUGUAGAAAUAGAAACAGUGGCUCUAGAAACUUGUUUCCAUCACCUUCCAUGUUAGAAAAAAGUAGGCCUGUUUAUUCGUAUAUAGACGUAAGCUAAAGUGUUCAGUUCUGGCAUUCGGGAUAGGCAGAAUUUAAUGACAUAAAAAAAAUUCUCAACACAACACGAAUAGAUCGUUUUGCUAGAUUUUUGUUGUGGUUUCAAAUGUUGUUGUCGUGGAAACAAAAAUCAUUUUAUUUUAAACUACGUAACGAAUAGCUUUCAAAAUUCUAUUAGGUCAAAAGGAAAUGUAUCUUAAGAAUAGUUUUGAUUUUCAUACUUUGAAAUCUUUUUCUGGGCUCAUCUUGAUUUAUUCUGUCUUCCGUUUUUGUGUUAUAAUAUUUCAUCAAAGGGGUUUUCUACUGAAUAAUUUUGUAUCAUGCGGUAUGGAGUAGUAAAAGGCUAUGCGCUAUAGAAUAACGUUAAUUUCGUGUUUACAGUGACCAACAUUGUAGCAGGAUUCAUUUUAUUGCCCACAGACAAAAUGAACUCCAAUGUAAACCUCACUUCUUUACCCGGUCCAUCAGAAGUCUCAGUAUGGAAUAUCACUAUAAUUGUUUCGCUCAUUGGCAGUGGAAUCUUACUAUUUUCCGCAGGAUUUCUUUUUUUAGUCUCUGUCCAGGAUGCUCUCGGAAACAGGCGACGACGAAACAUCGUUGCACCAAGAGUUAUGCUUCCCGUCUAUCCUGUAAUGAAUCCAGCUUUUCCACCUAAUCAAGAAAAUAUUGGAAUGAAUAAUUUACAUGAAGUGAUUGAACAAGCUGGUAAUCAUUCCAUUGCUGUUCAAAGAAGUUCUUCUUACAUCUCAACAAAAGGAUACCUUGCUCCAUUGUCCGAAAUAUCACUCGACAGUGUAGAAUCAUACGACGAUGGCGAAUAAGCUAUGUGGAUUAUACUCAUUAGACAUCAGCAGAAAUAAAAUAAAAAAUCCUGUGACAUUGGCAGUAGUUCAACAAUUUAUACUGUGCAUUACAAAGUUUGUUAUAUGAAAUGCAUAUUGUCAUUGGGGUGUUGUGGUACCAACGGAGUAUGUGAACCAAGAUGGCAGUUCGGGGACUAGUCAAGUGACUCCCGUAGUAUUUGUACCUGAAAUUAUACGUUCCGUGUCCGCCAUCUUGGUUCACAUACUUCGGGAGUACCGGUGUAAUUAUAUCUACAACUAACUGUGAUCAAACAAGCUUCCGUUAUAAACGGAUGUAUGAAAUUUUCCGCUAUAAUAAGUACCAAUUGGCCAAAUGAUAUUUCGGAAUGUCUAAGCAAAAAAUGUUUCAAGUUGAAAUCAUUAGUCAUCAAUUGCUUGAUCAAAAUUGAGAAAUUACUCAGGUUGACUGCGAUGCUUCGCUUACUCGAUACAUGUCAAAUAUUACCAGUUUUUAUUUAUGAUGAAAUGCGUAUUGUAAUAAUUGAGCUUUCAAUAAUUUUGUGACCCA